Molecule: messenger RNA, 1128 nt
Organism: Momordica charantia (bitter melon)
Lineage: Eukaryota; Viridiplantae; Streptophyta; Magnoliopsida; Cucurbitales; Cucurbitaceae
Source: RefSeq, a predicted model, not a curated record
GACCAGAAUCAACAAUCAACGGCCACAACGGAGUCUCCAGCAUCCAUCAGUGAUUUUAGCGGUAAAAAUGCGAAAACUUGGGGCAGACGAAAUGAGCGAAGAAUCGAUUCUACAAAUCCCAGAAAAACGAAUUGCAGAAAGCAGAGAACUGAAAUUUCGAGAGAGAGAGAGAGAGAGAGAGAGAGAGAGAGAGAAAAUGGUGCUCUGGGAGAUAACUCUAGGAACCGCCUAUUUCUUGGGGCUGAAGCGGACCUAUCGCCUGGCUCUUAAGCUUCAACGUCGCCUCGUCAGCCCCAAGCAUCCCAAGAUCCGUCGCUUUCUUCACGGACGUGUCCGCACUGUAUUUGAUGUAGCAUUAAAGGUUCACCAGAACGUACAGCAGAGAGAUUUAGAAGUUGGUCGGAAUCUUGGUAACUGGAUUCUCCGAUGGCUCGAUAGAUUUAAACCAUCAGCCCAAAUUCGUAAACCGGUUGCUGUAAAGAGUUCAAAUAGCAGUGGAUCGAACACAAACAUGACAAAGCAAAUUCCCAGCUCCUCCGUCUUGAAAAAUCCAGAGAGCUCCCAGAUCCUGAAGAAUCCAAAAUCCUCUAGACAGUUAUUUACCUCAUCAACAAACAUGUGGGCCAAGUCAUUUCCCACAAUUUCCAUGAUGAUGAAGUCUCCAAAGCCAGCCGGGACUAUGUUCCAGCACAGACAUUUCGGCAUCUCGAUGCUCGAAGCGCCGAGACCGAAAUACGUAAGAGGCUGGCAUGAUGGGGUGAUUAGAGAGGAUAUAAGGCAAUGGAUGCUGCAAAACUAGGAGCUAAACAAAUUUAUUGUUCUAUUUCUUUUUGUGGAGGCUAGAAGGCAAGGCUUCUCAUGUACAUUCUGCAAGAUUGUAGGACACCAUGACCUAAAAGCUGAAGAAGCUACACAAAAUUGAAUGCGCUUGGAUUUGCUGUUGUGAUUCUUGGCGCUUUGAAGAUUUGUCUGAUAACUCUGUUUUCUUUGGUCUCUGUGUACUGCCUUCAGCCUAAUCAGCAAGAUUUAUAGGCAGGUUUCUCCCCCUAUUAUGGGCUCUUCAAGUUAUAUCUUUUAUCAUCAUUUCAAAGAAAAGUGAACAAGUAUUUAGGGUUUAAAUUUUCUUUA